This is a messenger RNA of Macrosteles quadrilineatus (aster leafhopper), 3348 nucleotides long. RefSeq names its product rhodopsin-like. Gene Ontology annotation, biological process: visual perception; G protein-coupled receptor signaling pathway. The coding region runs from base 1 to 1812 and encodes 603 amino acids. Gene Ontology annotation, molecular function: G protein-coupled receptor activity. Gene Ontology annotation, cellular component: membrane. NCBI's taxonomy places the organism in Eukaryota, Metazoa, Arthropoda, Insecta, Hemiptera, Cicadellidae. The record is from RefSeq and is a predicted model, not a curated record. The transcript is spliced from 16 exons.
AUGUUUGUACAGGAGACCAACGGUACGGAGUGGGGAUAUCUCCCAGAGAUCAGACCUGAGGAGACCAACGGUACGGAGUGGGGAUAUCUCCCAGAGAUCAGACCUGAGGUACACUAUGUGGAGACCAACGGUACGGAGUGGGGAUAUCUCCCAGAGAUCAGACCUAAGGAGACCAACGGUACGGAGUGGGGAUAUCUCCCAGAGAUCAGACCUGUGGUACACUAUGUGGAGACCAACGGUACGGAGUUGGGAUAUCUCCCAGAGAUCAGACCUGAGGUACACUAUGUGGAGACCAACGGUACGGAGUGGGGAUAUCUCCCAGAGAUCAGACCUGAGGUACACUAUGUGGAGACCAACGGUACGGAGUUGGGAUAUCUCCCAGAGAUCAGACCUGUGGUACACUAUGUGGAGACCAACGGUACGGAGUGGGGAUAUCUCCCAGAGAUCAGACCUGAGGUACACUAUGUGGUAGGAAGUCUGUUGUUAGCAGUGGGGACUGCUGGAGUCCUUGGAAACGCUCUGGUACUAUUUGUGUUUACCAGAUUCAGGCGGUUGAGGGGACCAUUCUCUUCGUUCGUAGUGAACCUGGCAGUAGCAGAUCUGUGUACUUCCCUGCUGCAUGGGAUGGCAGUCGUGUCCUCCUUCAAGCAUCGAUGGGCCUUCGGACGAUUAGGCUGCAUGCUGUAUGCUGGGGGAGUGGGCCACUUCGGACUGUUGUCUAUAGUCACCCUGGCCGCUAUAGCAGUAGAAAGAUACUGGGUGAUCACGGCCAAGCCUCUGUCGGGCAGUCGCAAGCUCACCAAGUACGGCGCACGCAAGACCUGCGUAUUCGCUUGGCUGUACUGCCUAACCAUGUCGCUGCCUCCGUUUUUCGGCUGGUCCAAGUACGAGCCCGAGGGUUUCCUCACCUCAUGUUCCUGGGACUACACGACGCGCUCUUCUGCCAACCGCGCCUACUACAUCUACCUGCUGACCCUUGGCUUUGUGAUGCCUGUGGCCGUCAUUUCCUACUGCUACGUGUUCAUCAUGGUCGCUAUCUUGGCUCACGGUCGGGAAAUGAAGGACGUCAAAGCCAACGGAGGGGGCAAGCCAAGGGGCUACAUCUCCACGCGGCCGUUCGUCCACACUCGCUCAUCCUCUACAGUUCGAACGGCCGAGAUAAUCUUCGUACUAGUACUUCUGUUUAUAAUUUCUUGGACUCCAUAUGCAGUCAUAACAUUCAUCGGUCAGUUUGGUCCUCGCGAAUGGCUAAAUCCUUGGGUAACAGCUCUUCCUGCCUUCUUUGCCAAGGCAUCGGUCGUGUAUAAUCCUAUAAUCUACGGCCUGUCACACCCGCACUUCCGGUCAUCAGUGAAGCAGUACAUCUCUGCUUGUACGACUGGGGUGAGCAGCUCCACCAUGGCGGGGUCCCAGAGAGGAUGUCCUGGGAAGCGACCCUCGGUACCUGCGAGAGACGUCGCCUCUAGUCCAGCCUCCAUACACGCCCUGCACCGCACACACUUCCGCUGCUUCCCUCGCCACACAGUCAAUGGUGAACACAGCUUCCACAGCGAGCCCGACCCCAGAGGCAUGACCUUGCUGCAGAUGGAGAGGCCAGUAGUCUUACAGUGGCAUGGAGUCAAGUCAGGGAAAAACAGAGUUCUCACCACGUUAAACACGCCCAACUGCAACAUCCUUUCUAACACCCUUGUGAUAACCAGCGAAGGGAUGGUAACAACAGGAAGUCAAACAUCAAGCAGAAUCCCACUCAGCUUGUACGACCUAGGAGCUGUACCUAAGAAACGACCUUGGCUGAAAGUCAGUAAACGAUGAGAUAACGCCGGCCCAGAAGUGCAGACAGCGCUGUGAUAUCUGGGCAUUUAGAUUAAUUUGUACUAUAGGCUUUUCUGUGUUACGUUCCUCAAUGUGUUGAGUGAAUGUUUGCUAUUGUUUGGUCAUAUUGUAUAAAUGGUUCUAUAAAAUCAGAAGGUUUUGAUGACUGAAAAUCUCUUAUUCUUUCGUGGUAAAAAUUAAAAAAAAAAACAGUUUGUGACUCCUACGUUAGCUCAAUUUAUAUCAUUCAAAUAAUAUGGUUGUAACAUUCAAAUUUACUUUUGAUUAAUUGCAUUGUAUGCUUAGUAAUGUAGUUGUUACUGAUGUAAAAAAAAUCUUGCCGGAAAUAUUUUUGAUACAUUUCAAGAGUGUUGUAAAUGGUCGUAGGAAAUUUAUAUAUUUUCAUUUUUGUGUAGUCUCCAGUCACUUAACAUCUAAUAAGAGGCUAAUUUACCUUACUUUCGUCUGGUCAUUUACCUCCUCUAGACGAUCGUUUCUGUGACUAUAUCGCCUUCUUCAGAUCCUCGUCAUGAAUAUCAAUUAGUUUUCACUCAUAUCGAGGUCAUCAAAACAUUCAACACGAACACACGAAUGAACAUCGUUUAAACAGGACAUAAAAUCUGUUUAUGUUAAAUCCUUUGACGUCCUUGAUUUGAGUGAAAAUUAUUUUUUUUAUUCUUGACGAGGAUCUGAAGAAGACGACAUAGUCGCCAAAAUUAUGGUAGCCCACCUUAAAGGAGGUAUUGGAGUCACAAGACGAAAUUAAGGUAAAUUAACCUCUUAUUUAUUUAUACAUAGCCUUUGUAAGGGCAUUGCAUGUUUUUACCAUCUUAAAUACUUGUAAUUACUAAAUACUUAGUGGUCCAGCCUUUCUUGUUAGAUAAUGGACCCUGGCUUUAAGUAAAUUAUGAUAAAAGUCAAACCCCGAAAUGCUAAUGAUGUUUAUUUCGCCUUAUGUAGUUGAAUCUAAUAUAUUUAAACAACGAUUUGUGGGUGCCUGAUAUAUUAAUUGUUUUUUUUUCACAUCAUAUCAAAAUUGAAUCUUUGGAUUUGACAAUUGUAAGAAUGAAAGUAAAAUAGUUAAACAUUUUCUAAUUAUAAAUCUAAAUUAACCAAUUUCUAUCUUCAAUUAUUAGAUAGAAAGACAACUUAAAUACGUAAAAUGUUUGUUAAAAAAGACCCUUUCACGUGACAUGAAAUUUGUUAUUGCUUUCAGUUUAUUUAUUCUUAAAGUUUGAGACUUUUUUUAAUUGGAAGAUUACACGAAAAAAACGAAUGACCCACCUUGUAAAUACGGUGUAAGAUAAUUAGCGUUUUGCACCAAAUUGAUCAGGGUGAUUAGACCUGUAUAUUGAUGCAUCACACAACCCAUGUUUACACUUGAACAGUUCUCAAAAAGCACCCCAAAUUGGCUCUUUUGGGGAAUUUUUCAAAAUAAUUUAAUUGGAUUCAACAAGGUAAAAUUAGUGGGAAAUGAGAACGUACAAGUGUUAAAAGCCUUACCUUUGUACAGUCUACACACCAGAUGUGGAAAGU